UAUAAUUAAAACGAACGUAACAGCAGAGAAGCGCGCGCAGUCACAGCCUUUGCUGGGAGGAAUCGACGGGGCGAGGGAGAGGAGAGGACGAUAUUAUGGCGGAGGCCGAGGAGGCGGCGCUGCAGUUCACGCCGACGUGGAUCGUGGCGGCGGUCUGCUCGAUCAUCGUGCUCAUCUCCCUCGCCGCCGAGCGCGGCCUCCAUCACCUCGGCAAGACGCUCAAGAAGAACGAUCAGAGGUCGCUCUACGAGGCCCUCCUCAAGGUCAAAGAAGAGCUGAUGCUUCUGGGGUUCAUCUCCCUGCUGAUGACGGCGUUCCAGGGGACGAUCCAGCGGACGUGCAUCCCUCCCAGCUGGACGGUCUACAUGCUCCCGUGCGAGAGGCCAGGGGAUCACCAGCCUACAGGGGUCGCCGCUCGUUUUAGCGCCGCCGAGAUCCUCGCCGGGAUCAGCAGGGCACGGGUGCUCAGCGAGGGCGGGGCUGGAGCCGAGGCCGGGCUCUGCCAGAAGGAGGGAAAAGUUCCACUGCUGUCGGAAGAAGCCUUGCAUCAGCUGCACAUCUUCAUAUUUGUUCUGGCUGUGGCGCAUGUCUUCUUCAGUGCUACAACCAUGCUUCUGGGAGGUGCAAAGGUAAAAAGGUCGCGGUUAAGCGCAGAACGCUUGUUGCUCUUGCCGGCUGCUGAUUACGUGCUGUGUUUAUCUGUUACUCAGAUACACAAAUGGAAGCAGUGGGAGGAGGAAAUUCAGAAAAACAAUGAUGCAGGAAACGGACCUAAGAAGGUGCUACCUAUGCAUCAACUUUCAUUCAUUAGAGAACAUUACAAGGGGAUUGGCAAAGAUUCUCUGACAUUGUGUUGGCUGCAAUCAUUUGUUAAGCAGUUUUAUGGUUCAGUAGCUAAAUCAGACUACACCACAAUGCGUCUUGGUUUUAUCAUGACUCACUGCCGCGGAAAUCCAAAAUUUGAUUUCCAUAGAUACAUGAUGAGAGCUUUAGAGUCUGAUUUUAAGAAAAUAGUCAGUACAAGCUGGAGCUUGUGGAUCUUUGUGGUGAUAUUUCUGUUGUUGAAUGUCAAUGGUUGGCACACAUAUUUUUGGAUGGCUUUUCUCCCCCUUGUUCUUCUGCUGGCUGUUGGCACCAAGCUGGAGCACAUCAUCGCUCAGCUUGCCUACGAUGUAGCCACGAAGCAAACGGCGGUCGAGGGCGAUUUGGUUGUGAAGCCAUCAGACGAGCACUUCUGGUUCGGGCAGCCACGAAUCGUGCUGCACCUGAUCCACUUCAUCCUCUUCCAGAACGCAUUUGAGCUCUCAUUCUUCUUCUGGAUACUGAUGACCUAUGGAUUCCACUCCUGCUUCAUGGACCACGUCGGUUUCUUGGUGCCGAGGCUCGUUCUAGGGGUCGUCAUCCAGCUUCUCUGCAGCUACAGCACCCUGCCUCUGUAUGCAAUUGUAACCCAGAUGGGGAGCUACUACAAGAAGGAGAUCUUCAACGAGCACGUGCAGCAGGGCGUCCUGGGCUGGGCGGAGAAGGCCAAGAAGAAAUCAGGGCUGAGGGAGUGCCACUCCGCGGUCGAAUCCAUGCAUGGAGACGGCGCCGAUGCGGCUUAGUAUUGGAAUGGUGAAAUGGGCAGCUGGGGAAGAACAAUGAGGCAGUUGGAAACACGAAGUGGUAGUAGCUUUUGCUGUAUGCUCCACAGCAAUGGCUCGCAUCAUGUGUAGUUUUCCUGUGUUGCAAGGCAUAGACGGGACACAAUUUUCGCUGAUAGCCACUCACAGCAGCCAUAAAUAGUGCUGAUAUAUCUGUAGUCACACAAGUAGUCAUCUGCAUCGAAACUUACUCAGAUGAUCAUGAACGAUGAACCUGACACUUUUGAUGAUGAUGCCAUAUUUUUA
This is a messenger RNA of Panicum hallii, 1889 nucleotides long. Its product is annotated as MLO-like protein 1. Gene Ontology annotation, biological process: defense response. The record is from RefSeq and is a predicted model, not a curated record. Gene Ontology annotation, cellular component: membrane. The coding region runs from base 96 to 1604 and encodes 502 amino acids. NCBI's taxonomy places the organism in Eukaryota, Viridiplantae, Streptophyta, Magnoliopsida, Poales, Poaceae. The transcript has 13 exons.